AUGGAUAUCCUACAGAACUACUCCUCUGACGACGAAGAAGAAGAAGAAGAAGAAGAAGCGAUCGGUAUUGAAGUCGACAACGUGGAAAAUAAUAACUACACUGCUUUGCCCCAACCAGAAGGAUCUUCAAUUUUAGCGAAACCAUUCUUUGACAGUUCAGAUAUCUACUCACAAAACUAUUCGAAUAAUAUGCAGAAUUUAGUAGCUUCUUUCAUCUAUAUACCAUGGAAUCCCUCAUUGGCUGCUGUGAAUCAACUUAAGAAAGUAUCACAGAAAGCUAUCCAGCAAAUCAAGAAAAACUAUCCUGAAGAAAGUAGCCAGUUCAAUUGGCACUAUGUGGGUGCACCCAUCGCCACAAAUCAUGGGAAGUUCAGCGUAACCAAUAAGCAUAAUUUGUCAAAUUUCCAUAUAACUUUGGCGGACAAUGUCCGAGCAGAUAAGCAUGUAAUGGAAUUAUUCAUAGCUAAUUUACAAAAUGGAAUCAGUGAAAUGCAAAUAGAUAAAAGUUUGAUAAACUCUGAUAACGAAGAAAUGAUACGAAGAGAAAAGUUGAACAAGAUUCUUGGGCUCUCCAAGAACAAAGAUUCAAAGGAAGGUUCGUCAGUAAUAUCUUUGACAUUCAGAGAUAAGUUAGAAAUCUUUCGAAACCACAAGACUGGAAAUAUGUUUGUAUCUGGUAUGUUGAGUGCUCAAGGUGGCCAAGGUAACUUUUUCAAUAACUUGACAAAUAUAAUAGACAAGAAUAAAGAAUUAUUGAAUUUGGGCAAUCAGCACGCAUUCAGAUGGCAUAUAUCAUUCGUAGUUGGAGAGAAUUUGGGGUCUAAGGUAGGAAGAACGAAGGGUUCUCCUAAUCCUAAGAGCCGUAACAACAAAUUGAUUGGCGAAUUAGAGUUGGAAGAUACAGAAAUAUUGAAAGAACUCAAAGUGAACGUAGACAAGUUGGUAGUGAAUGUUGCAGGAAGUAAUAGAAGAGACAUAGAGAUAAAGUUUCCAACAAAAUAA
Messenger RNA from Dujonia railenensis, 1002 nucleotides. NCBI's taxonomy places the organism in Eukaryota, Fungi, Ascomycota, Pichiomycetes, Serinales, Debaryomycetaceae. The record is from the annotation of a GenBank genome assembly.